This is a messenger RNA of Sinocyclocheilus rhinocerous, 2403 nucleotides long. Its product is annotated as FYVE, RhoGEF and PH domain-containing protein 4-like. The transcript is spliced from 14 exons. Gene Ontology annotation, biological process: cytoskeleton organization; filopodium assembly. The coding region runs from base 5 to 1933 and encodes 642 amino acids. The record is from RefSeq and is a predicted model, not a curated record. Gene Ontology annotation, molecular function: guanyl-nucleotide exchange factor activity; metal ion binding. Gene Ontology annotation, cellular component: cytoplasm. NCBI's taxonomy places the organism in Eukaryota, Metazoa, Chordata, Actinopteri, Cypriniformes, Cyprinidae.
UACGAUGACAAACAUAACCCGAGGAAGAUCGACAGUGAUCUCGAAAUACCACAGAAAUAUUGACAAGAGCGUCACCAAAGCUUCAUCAGACUGUUCUCCAGCUGAGCGCCUCAUCGAAGCCCCGGUGAGCCCCGAGCGUUCAGACGCCGUCUACUCUCAGACGUCCUCGCAGGACUCCGGCUGGCACGUCUGGUCGGGCUGGUGGUCAGAAGAGGUCAAAGGUCACACUGAGUUUGUAGAGCAAGAGACGGACGCUGGACAUCUCCCGGCUCCCUCAGAAACCGGCAGGAGAGAAAGUGCUCUACAGGACCACGAGGACGAGACUCGGGAGAACGUCCUAAAUGAAGAGACGCAGAACAUGGAGAAAGAUGAAGACAAACAAGAGCCGAUCAAAGAGCUCAAGCUCUAUAAGAUAGCCAGUGAGCUCCUGCAGACCGAGAGGGCGUAUGUGACCCGGCUGCAUUUGCUGGACCAGGUGUUCUGCGCUAAACUCACUGAGGAGGCUGGGAAGGGGACGUUUCCUGUCGAGGUGGUGAAAGGCAUCUUCUCCAAUGUGGGAUCCAUCUACACCUUCCACAGCCAGUUCCUCCUGCCGGAUCUGGAGACGCGGAUGAGCCAGUGUCAGGAGGUGUGUGGGAAUCUGACUCUGCAGCAUCACAUGCUGGAGCCGGUGCAGCGGGUUCCUCGCUACGAGAUGCUGCUCAAAGACUAUCUGAAGAAACUCCCGGAGGAUGACCCGGACCGCAGCCAGGCCGAGAAGUCUCUGAACAUCAUCUCAAUGGCUGCCACACACUCCAACACGGCCAUCCGCAAGAUGGAGAAUCUGAAGAAGCUCAUGGAGAUCUAUGAGAUGCUGGGAGGUGAGGAGGACAUCGUUAACCCGUCCAACGAGCUCAUUAAAGAAGGACAAAUCCUAAAGCUGGCCGCAAGGAACACCUCGUCCAUGGAGAGAUACCUUUUCCUGUUUAACAACAUGUUGCUGUACUGCGUGCCCAAGUUCAGUCUGGUGGGCCAGCGGUUCACUGUGCGCACGCGGGUGGGCGUUGAGGGCAUGAAGGUGCUCGAGACCUCCAAUGACGACUAUCCUCACACUUUCCAGGUGUCGGGUAAAGAGCGAACGCUGGAGCUGCAGGCCAGCUCCGAGCAAGACAAAGAGGACUGGAUCAAGGCAUUCCGGAAGACCAUUGAAAUCUUUCAGCAGAAGAAUGAAUCGUUCAAAUCAGCCUCUAAAGAAGUGGUGGAUGAGGUUUCUAAAGAGGAGUUGGGGAAGAGAGCACCGCGCUGGAUUCGGGACAAUGAAGUGACCAUGUGCAUGAAAUGCAAGGAGCCCUUCAACCCCCUGACCCGCAGGAGACACCAUUGCAGGGCAUGUGGAUACGUUGUGUGUUAUAAAUGUUCGGACUACAAGGCAUCGCUGAGGUACGACGGCAACAAAUUAAACAAGGUGUGUAAGGACUGUUACUUCAUUCUGACCGGAAGAGUGGAUGCUGAGGAACCAGUCAGCGGGAAGAAAAGAGGAAUUCUUGAGAUUGAAGCGGCUCAGGUCUCAGGAAACAGUUUCCUGUGUGGCUUCCUGCAGUACAGUACAGACCGAACUAAACCGUGUCAGAGGGUGUGGUGUGUGAUUCCGCAGCAUGACGCGCUGGUUCUUUACCUGUAUGGCGCUCCACAGGAUGUCAAAGCCCAGUGUACCAUCCCGCUCCUGGGUUACCAGGUUGAGGACGUCCAAAGGUCUGUGGAUCAUCCUCCCACCAGCUUCCGUCUGCGCCAAUCCAAAUCUGUCCACUACUUCACUGCCGACACGGAGGAAGUGAAACUGCGCUGGCUGAGAGUGAUAUGCAAAGCUGUGAUCGGGGAAAUGCCAGAAUGUCAGACACCAGACGUUGGCGACCUUGCCAACGGUUGCCAUGAAGGCAUGCCUGAUGGUACCUGAAAAAGACAGGGCAGUUUUCCAGCUUUUGCACUGUUACGCGUGUAACUCGUGUAGAAUGUGUUGGUAAAGAAACACUUACGGAACAGAUUGGAUUUGUUUGGGAGUGUAUAAAUAGUUUUUUCCUGUGCAGCCUAUAUGCAGUCAGUUGAUUAAUAUUUUAGAUAUUUUAAUGUAUUAUGAUGUCAACCUCAAUCAGACUCGUAAAAACAUUCAGUGUGUGAUUUAUUUAAAUUAUAUUCUCUUAGUUUGCAAAAGAUUGUUCGCAGACCAAUCUCAGCCAAGCAAGUCCAAAUUAUGCUUUGUGAUUUAUUAGUCUUUCUCUUUAUGAAGUCAUGUUUUAUAUAUAUUUUAAAUUUGCAAUGUUAAUAUGCUGUUUGUCAUUGUCACUGUCCCUAAGAUUUAUGCACUUUAUUGCUUUUGGUAAACCAGGAUGUUGACAUUAAAAUUAAUUAAUAAAAGUUAAGCUCCUU